CCUGUCACGUGACCUACAAACUACUGAAUGGAGCGCUAAUCAGUUUAAUAAGAUGAAGGGAAUGCGAGGACUCGGGGACAAAAACGUGUUUUGUGGAGAGGCUCAGCUUCAUCUGAAGGUUUGAAUCUUCCGUCCAGCUUGCUCGGCGGUUCCUGCAGUCGCUUCAGAGCCCCCCCAUGGCGAGCCAGGCCUGGCUGGACUCGUCCCUGCGUCGCUCGGCCCGCCUGGGCCGGGAGGUCCUGGACCGGGCCUCCCGGCGGAGCGUGGACUGGACCUCCUCCGGGUCUCGCUCCGGCUCGGCCCGGACGCCGGCCUCGUCGGAGGGAGCCGGGCCGAGCCGCGCGGCUGGCGAGGCGCUGGCCGCCGCCGAGCUGGCCGACGCCUUCGCCAGCAUCUCGGAGUUCAUGGCCCGGACCACGGACCGCUGCAGGAGCUUCUACGAGUCCGGUUCCUGCCCUGAGCCCAGCGACGCUGAGAGGAGACACGUGUGCCGGUUCCACGCCGGUCCGGGUCCUGACGGGGCGUCGACCAGGCGGCCCGGCAGGAAACACGGCGGCGUCUCCGGCGGCGGCGAGGACUUCUACAUCGAGGUUUCCCCGGGAACCUACUCCGUCACGGCCAGCUGCCCCGAGUCCCAGCGGCAGACCCGGCUGGUCAGGGUGGAGCCGGGGGAGAGCGUCAGCCUGACCUUUGACCUCUGAGGGUCACGUGACCCGUGUGUGUGUGUGUGUGUGUGUGUGUGUGUGAUUUCUUUAUUAAAACAUUAAUUUUUUACUGCUGCGUACUGAAAGCCAUAUUUUUCUACUAAUGCGAUUAUUAUUCUUCUUAAUUAUUGUGUUGAAUGUGUCUGAAUGUUUUACCUCCAUCAUGCAACGACCUCCGACUGUUUUUACCUGCACCACUGUUACCUGCUUCAGGUUCCAGAAUAAAGUAUUUUAUUGAGA
Molecule: messenger RNA, 944 nt
Organism: Cololabis saira (Pacific saury)
Lineage: Eukaryota; Metazoa; Chordata; Actinopteri; Beloniformes; Belonidae
Gene: akip1
Product: A kinase (PRKA) interacting protein 1
Exons: 4
Coding region: 177-701 (174 amino acids)
Biological process (GO): regulation of non-canonical NF-kappaB signal transduction
Cellular component (GO): nucleoplasm
Source: RefSeq, a predicted model, not a curated record